Molecule: messenger RNA, 2580 nt
Organism: Fonsecaea multimorphosa CBS 102226
Lineage: Eukaryota; Fungi; Ascomycota; Eurotiomycetes; Chaetothyriales; Herpotrichiellaceae
Exons: 2
Coding region: 1-2580 (859 amino acids)
Biological process (GO): transmembrane transport
Molecular function (GO): transmembrane transporter activity
Source: RefSeq, a predicted model, not a curated record
AUGGCUGAAAGAGACGAACAGUCACCAACAAUCGAGAAAGAUAACAACGACGCCGAUGCCAACCCUGCGCGUCGGCACAGUCUCAGGGGGCUCAGGCAUGGAAACAGACACCACCAAAAGGUCAAGUUCUCCGACGUUGCUGACGAUGCGGGAGAGUCUCUCGUCGGGAUCAGCACGCACGGGAUUGUCCCAACAAUUCGCUUGCCUGAUUCUGAAGACGUUGCCGACCACGGUCUUCCGGCCUCGGAUUGGGCUGGCAUCACAAAUGCUGCCGCCGCUGAAGCUCAGGUCCGCGCCAGUCGCCUGGCCAAUACACUAAGCCAUUCUCAUGCACAACCGAGACCACAUUCAGGAAUUCUUAUUUCUCAAAGCACGACUCCUCAAACGUUAGCAUCUCCGAACUCGUCUCCCCCUUCGAAGCCAUUGAGUGACUGGCUUAUUACUGAAGAUGAUAUCCCCUUAGAACCACUCGAGAAGGACAAACGACCCUAUGCGUUACACGAUGUCCCGAGUGACGACGACACGGACAACGACGAUCCCAAAGCCCUGCACCAAAGCAACGAGAAUGUUGAGGAAGCAAGACGGCUCAUUAGGACACUGACAAGCGGUCAUGGUGCGACAGCGUGGCAAGAGGAGUCACGAUCGGGAACAGAGACGCCCGCAGUUGACAAGCGCCUUCAUGAUUUGGAUUAUGUUCCCCCUCCAGACCAAUAUCGUCCUAGUGUCUUUGGCGCCCUUCUUGCCUCGAAAUUGGCACAUUUACAACGGAAUGGAGUUACUUAUCCCACCUAUCACGAUGACCACGCUUCACAAGCGCCCAACAAGUCCUCUCCAAAAGGCUUCUAUUCCAAAAGCCAUUCUCGUGCAGGUUCUGAGAGCCGGGAUCUCUCUACGCCAUCAUCUGGAAGGGCUACGCCCUCUAAAAGACCGAAGUGGUAUGAUAAAGACAGUCAUGAACGCCAAUCAACAGGGUCUCUGGCAACCUUGUUGGCUCAAGCAUCCACGACCUCGACAGCAGCGGCUGCGCCUCAAACCAGCAACUACGUGCCUCGUCCACCGUUACAUCAUGCAAAGUCCUCUAAUAGCAUGAUUGCCACAGCAGUGGACAUGAUCAAACAUCCCGCAAACUAUUUCCAUCACAAAUCCACGCAGUCCCUGGUAGAUGAGGAGCGCGUCAUCCUGGAUGUCGCCGACAUCAUCGCUUGUCGAAAGUACCUGAAGAAACUAGCUAGAUGUCUGAUGGCGGUAGGAGCACCAACUCAUCGUCUCGAGGAAUAUAUGAAGACCUCCGCGCGAGCACUCAAUAUCGAUGGCGAUUUUCUCUAUAUGCCAGGCUCGAUGCUGGUCUCGCUCAACGACAGAGUCACCAUGAGCACAGAAGUCACUCUGGUGAAGGAGUCGCAGAAUGUGGAUCUUGGAAAGUUCAAAGACGUCUUUGACGUGUACAAGCUGGUCAUUCACGGCAAAUACAGUGCUGAACAAGGGACGGCUGAUCUAGACGAUAUUAUGAAGAAGCGGGGACGACACUCUCUUCCGUUACGGAUUUUUGCAUACGGCGUCGCGGCCAUUGCGGUGGGCCCCUUUGCCUUUUCUGCCCGACCAGUUGACUUUGGUCCAAGUUUUAUCUUGGGAUGCACUUUGGGCUGGUUACAGCUUGUGGUGGUGACCCGGUCGGAGCAGUUCUCACACGUGUUCGAAAUACUUGCUUCCGUUCUCAUCUCUUUCGCGUCCCGUGGCCUGGGUUCUAUCUACCACAAAGGCACAGCUGUCUUCUGUUUCUCAGCCAUCGCGCAGAGUAGCAUAGCCCUAAUCCUGCCAGGGUACAUGGUGCUGUGCUCUGCUCUGGAAUUACAAAGCAAAAGCAUUGUUUCAGGGUCGGUCAGGAUGGUAUACGCCAUUAUAUAUUCACUGUUUCUCGGUUUUGGAAUCCUGAUCGGCACAGUCGUCAUGGGACUCAUCUAUCCUCAAGCACAAAGCGAUGUGACCUGCAACAUCCCGACCUGGUGGAACGAUUCCAAUCACGGACCUAAACUCUUAUAUGUCAGAUUCAUCUGGGUUCCGAUAUUCGCAAUAUGUCUUGCUAUCAUCAACCAAGCAAAGUGGAAGCAAAUACCAGUCAUGACUCUUAUCGCUUUUGUUGGCUAUCAGGCAAACUUCUGGAUCUCGACCAAACUUUCGAACAAUAUCCAGGUAGCCAAUGCGAUUGGCGCCUUUGCAAUUGGGACAAUGGCAAAUCUGUAUUCUCGCUUCUUUCAUGGUCUCGCCGCUGCCGCCAUGCUACCGGCGAUCUUCGUCCAGGUCCCUAGUGGAUUGGCCGCGAGCGGGAGCCUGGUGGCGGGCAUCACGAGUGCCGAUCAAAUCACCGGCAAUGUGACAGGAGUUAGUGUCAUCAACAACGGCACUGCGGGGUUCUUGGACGCCCAGAACAGUACAAGCAGUGCGAGUGUCUACGGCGGUACGAUUUUCAAUGUUGGGUAUGGAAUGGUUCAGGUGGCAAUCGGUAUUAGCGUUGGUCUUUAUUUGAGCGCUUUAAUUGUGUAUCCAUUUGGCAAGAGGAGGAGUGGACUAUUCAGCUUGUAA